Molecule: messenger RNA, 3007 nt
Organism: Brachypodium distachyon (stiff brome)
Lineage: Eukaryota; Viridiplantae; Streptophyta; Magnoliopsida; Poales; Poaceae
Product: argininosuccinate synthase, chloroplastic
Exons: 5
Coding region: 2326-2724 (132 amino acids)
Biological process (GO): urea cycle; L-arginine biosynthetic process
Cellular component (GO): cytoplasm
Molecular function (GO): ATP binding; argininosuccinate synthase activity
Source: RefSeq, a predicted model, not a curated record
CUUUCCUCUAAAUCAGAGGAAAUGAGCCGCAGCCAGAUGGUUUUCCCGUCCACCGGCGGUGCUAGCCAUGCACAUUCUUCAGACCUGGUCGUGGCAAAAAGCCAUCUAGCCAGUCUGGCACUCCCUCGACCCGACGCCUUCCGAGGCAGAAAAAACGGGGCUCAAGUCUGCGUCGCUGUCUUUCGACAUCGCAUAUGCCAUUUGCUCGCGUGGUUCAGACCUGGCGGUGAUAGGGGUCAUCGAACCAGUCUGGCCCUCGCUCCUCCUGACGCCUUCCGGGGGAGAAAACGGGGCUCGCACGCUGCUGGGCUGCGAGCCUCUGUUGCUGUUCUUCGGUGGUGGCGACAAGACCCAGCGUUUCUCCGCGCGCGGGUAGCCCCAGGCGAGUGCACAGCUCCCGUGCGGCACUACCGGGUCUGGCGUGCACGCUGCGCCCUCGAGACAGUGAGCAGAGCCGCGAAGCGCGCCUUUUACUCACCGUAGAGAGGCGAGUCGUUGGAUGGCAGGAAAUGAAUCAUCGCAUCCAUCGCCGUCAAGGCUUCUGAAGCGGUGUCGAGCUCGGGCGGCGCCGGGGGCAGCAUGCCCUGGGUUGCGCCGGUCCGGCUGCCACAAGGCUCCCCGUCCUGGCAGAAGGAGCGCGAGCCCCUACCACGCGGGGGCGGGUGGGGCAGCUGCAUGUCCGGUGGAGUCGGUGGACGCGAUGGCGACGAGCGGACGUUCGGAUUGUGCUCCCGCGAGGGGUGCACGCUGUGGGUCGCCGCGGCACUCAGCGCCGGGCCGCGAGACGGGCGAGCCGCGCUGGGCUCGGCCUCACCUGAGAGGUGAGGGCUUGGGGCCGCCGGGCUUGGCGUGCGUGAUGCACGGCGGCUGGAUGCGCCGUCACUCACCUACUGCUGGGCUGACAGCGCUCCUCGCCGGGCACUCGAUCUGGUGGCGGCACGCGACGACACUCCCUUGCGGCGGGGCGGCAUCGUCGCAGUUGAUGCAGAGGAUGGAACCGAAGUUGACAUUGGUGAAGAUUUGAGAACACUUGUGCCCCCUACCUGCCCCCUACCUGGCGCGCCAGAUGUCGCGUCUGUGAACGCGGACACCAGGAGCGCGAACACCCCCUUUUUGUUUAGAUGGUGGUGGAUGGCACAAGAAAAGAUUACAACGAGCGGCCGGAGCAGCCAGCUCUAGCCUAAACUAUGGCGGCCCGGGGAGGAGGGAGAACCAGACGCUGCUCUUCUCCGACAGUCGGUAUACCAACCCUUCUCCUGCCUCGAACCCCUUAUGCCUGAUUGAUGCCACUUUUUUAGGUGGAAGCCUUGGGCCUCCUUUUAUAGUUCAAGGGGACACCACAGUGGUGAACUUAAGGCACACGACAUGCGUGCUGCUACAGCGGAACAUCCCCACUGCAAGAUGAAUAUGAAGCUGUCCGCCUGCUCUGUGGCUUCUGUCCAAAGUGAUCUGUACCCGGUCCAGGGCACGGGGAAGCUUUCGGCACUGCCUGGGCCGAAACGGUGAUAGUCCUGGCGCGGCGUGGAAGCUGGCCAAUCAAAAGGUGAAAAGGGACCUGCUGCAUCCAGCCUGCCGUUCUCGCCGACGAUCGUCACACCGCAGUCACGCAGUCCCGAGGGCACCUUCUGAACGGCAGAUUCGUACCAGCUCCGGCUCGUGGGCGCUAAAGUGGCCGCCCAGGACCGGCUGAGGUAUGCAGUGAUGUAUUCUCUUCCCGGGUACCAGGCGAGGCUCCCCCGCGGAGCCUUUCGGCCCAGGGCCCGAGGAAGGAGAGAACAGUCACGGGUCUCCCGGGAAGACAAUCCCGGGAAGGCGGUCCCCGGGGUACCCCGUCCCCAGGAAGCCUAUCACUUACACGGUGGGGGGCCGUGUCCCGCGCUCCUAGAAUCCGGGAUACCCCCGGAUCCCCAGAGCCAACACAUGCCGUGUGCUGUGCAACUGCACUCUAAGCAACAACACAGCAAAUCUUUGCUUGAUUGGUGCCACAAAAACUAAGUUGCUAUCUGUUGCAAUCCUUAGGAGCCAGUCCUGUUUCCACCACUGACUAGGACCAUUUAAGCAAUUGUUCAGUCUGCUGUGUAAUGUUCCUCAAUUGCAUUAGCCGUUUGAUAAGCAUUUUAUUGGUUUAUCAUAUGAGUUACUUUCUUUUAUGAUUUGUAUAAUAUUUUUAUGUUAGAUAACACUUGAUCUGUAAGUUUUUAAGAGCCAAACUUAAAUACGUAAAUUAGAUAGUUGGUGAGAUGAAUGAAGUAUUAAGAGGAGUACCUGUAAUUAUAUACUAACCAUUUCAUAUAUCCUUUUAUUUCUGUGAGGACACCAAAUAGUAUGGCUGAAUGGAGGACUAACAAGUUGUAUAUCCAUUGUAGGCAAUGGUUGAUGUUGCCAAGAAAGUUGGUGCAGAUGCAGUUGCUCAUUAGUGCACUGGAAAAAAGCAAUGACCAGGUUCGCUUUGAGCUUACAUUCUAUGCCUUAAAUCCGGAACUUAAAGUGGUGGCGCCUUGGAGGGAGUGGGAUAUUACAGGACGUGAAGAUGCAAUUGAGUAUGCAAAGAAACACAACGUGCCAGUUCCAGUUUCAAAAAAAUCAAUAUACAGCCGUGAUCGAAAUUUGUGGCACCUUAGCCAUGAGGGUGACAUUUUGGAAGACCCAGCAAAUGAGCCAAAAGAAGAUAUGUAUAUGAUGUCUGUUUCUCCAGAAAAUGCACCUUCAAAACCGGAAACAUAGAGUUUUCAUUGUUCCACCGUGAUGUACAUAUUACUCUGCCAGCAUGUUGUAUCUAAUAAAACCUGGGCUCUACAACCAAGCGGAUGCUGAAGGUUUCAUCAGGCUGUACGGUCUGCCUACCCGAGUCCGCGCAAUGUUGGAGAAGGGUAUCUAAGAUCCCAAGUCUGUUCUGUGUUUGAAUAAUUGUCUCUCUUGAGAACUGUUCGGUGUAUUCUAGAAAUAUUGUGGACAGAUGUAAGAUGAUCAGGUGGGCUUUGAAUACAAUUCGGAUUUUCAGUUAGUA